AUAUGAAUGAACAUAAAGUGAGUGACUCUGCGUUUUGUUUGUAUUAAUAAUAUCAUUGAAAUCAAUGGUUUUGUUGACAAUUGAGUUAAUAAUUGAUUGAAAACAACAUUUGAAUUAUACUUUGUGUUUGAAAUUGACUUUUGAUUAAUUAGUGUAUCGAUUGUCCCGAACCAGUGGUCACUCGGAAUUGGAUCAAAAUGUUUGGUGGUUUUGGCUUAUUUCAAGAGCAGUUCCGUCCGUUCAAUAACCUGUACCGAUGUUAUUCGGUGGCCAUGUCUGGCACCGAGCGAUCGGACAUCGAGAAGGGAGGAAAGAUAAUAAUGCCACCGUCGGCGUUGGACACACUCACCCGACUUAAUAUUGUCUACCCGAUGCUCUUCCGACUGACAAAUUGUCGUCACAAUCGUUUCACACACUGCGGUGUACUUGAGUUUGUGGCCGACGAGGGAAAGGUAUUCCUGCCGUAUUGGAUGAUGAAGAACCUGUAUCUCGAGGAAGGAUCAAUGGUUCAGGUGGAGAGCGCGUCUCUACCUGUGGCCACGUUUUCCAAAUUCCAACCGCAAGCGCCCGACUUUCUUGACAUUCAUAACCAAAAGGCUGUCCUCGAGAACGCCUUACGUAACUUUGCGUGUCUGACCACCGGUGAUGUCAUUGCCAUUAACUAUAACGAUAAGGUUUACGAGCUCUGCGUUCUUGAGACUAAACCCGGAUCAGCCGUUAGUAUUAUUGAAUGUGAUAUGAAUGUCGAGUUUGCGGCGCCCGUUGGCUAUAAAGAGCCGCAGCGUUUGGGAAACAAUCAUAUCACUGAAGACGAUGAAAAUAUUGGAGAGGUUUCAGAAAGUGAAGACAUGAGUACCGAUACACAGACAUCGUUUCUGCCGUUUGUCUGUAAAGGCCAUCGAUUGGACGGCAAAAAUAAAGAAUUGUCACCAAAUGAGACAACAAAUGGUAAGACUGUUGCGCGAAGUCAACGAAGAGGUAUACCUGACUACGACUACAAACUAGGAAUUGUUCGCUUCAUUCGCACCACAAAACCGACGGUAAAGACCGAUCAAACAAAUGAUAAGAAGAGCGACUUUGAAGCGUUUAAAGGCGACGGCAAACCACUUGUCACUCGAAGACAUAACUAAUUUAAAAAUAUUUUUAAUUAAGUUUUUGUAUAUAUAUAACUAUUAUGAUAUAUUUAUAAAUUAAUAUUAAUUCAUUAAAAAAAUAACGACUCUUAUAGAGUCUAAA
Molecule: messenger RNA, 1236 nt
Organism: Oppia nitens
Lineage: Eukaryota; Metazoa; Arthropoda; Arachnida; Sarcoptiformes; Oppiidae
Gene: Ufd1-like
Product: ubiquitin recognition factor in ER-associated degradation protein 1-like
Exons: 1
Coding region: 198-1130 (310 amino acids)
Cellular component (GO): VCP-NPL4-UFD1 AAA ATPase complex
Molecular function (GO): polyubiquitin modification-dependent protein binding
Source: RefSeq, a predicted model, not a curated record